Molecule: messenger RNA, 1461 nt
Organism: Choloepus didactylus (southern two-toed sloth)
Lineage: Eukaryota; Metazoa; Chordata; Mammalia; Pilosa; Megalonychidae
Product: annexin A8-like protein 1
Exons: 12
Coding region: 434-1387 (317 amino acids)
Biological process (GO): negative regulation of serine-type endopeptidase activity; endosomal transport; endosome organization
Cellular component (GO): cytoplasm
Molecular function (GO): calcium-dependent phospholipid binding; calcium ion binding
Source: RefSeq, a predicted model, not a curated record
GGAGGGUGUCACGGUUAAGGGGAGCUCCCACUUCAACCCAGACCCUGAUGCAGAGACCCUCUACAACGCCAUGAAAGGCAUAGGUGCCAAAACUGAGGCUCAGGGAGCUGACACUUCUUAAGGCCACACAGGCUGAGAGUGGCAGGGCUCAGUCCCGACCUUCUCCCACCGGGCCCUGCGGCCACCAACUAGGAAGGCCAGGCCAGGAGCCCCCAUUUGUCCAGUCUAGAGGCCCAGGGAUGGGUGGCAUGUGCAGAAAACCCCGUGUUUCUCAGGUUCUGUCACCCCAAGGCUGGGCCUGGCCGCACCCCAACAUCGCACAGUGGGAGGUGGGGAUGGAGAGAGACAGCGGGUCUGUCCGAGUGUCUUGUCUGCACCAUGAAAGUCAUCAGCGUUUGGAGCGAUCCAGGAGGUGUUUCCACACUGCCUGGCCAUGAGGCAGCCGCCCUUCCUCCCCGCAGUCAUCAGCCCUUCUCAGUGCAGGGGCUUGGGGUUCAUGCCGGACACCCCCACAGGCACCAACGAGCAGGCCAUCAUUGACGUCCUCACCAAGAGAAGCAACGCGCAGCGGCAGCAGAUCGCUAAGUCCUUCAAGGCUCAGUUCGGCAAGGACCUCACCGAGAACUUGAAGUCAGAGCUGAGUGGCAAUUUCGAGAGACUCAUGGUGGCCCUCAUGUACCCGCCAUACAGAUACGAAGCCAAGGAAAUGCAUGAUGCCAUGGAAGGCUUAGGAACCAAAGAAGGCGUCAUCAUUGAAAUCCUGGCCUCUCGGACCAAGAGCCAGCUUCAGGAGAUAAUGAAGGCAUAUGAGGAGGACUUUGGGUCCACACUAGAGGAAGACAUCCAAGCAGACACGAGAGGCUACGUGGAGAGGAUCCUGGUGUGCCUCCUGCAGGGCAGCCGGGAUGACAUCAGCGGCUUUGUGGACCCAGCCCUGGCCCUCCAAGAUGCCCAGGAUCUGUACGCGGCCGGGGAGAAGAUCCGUGGAACCGACGAGAUGAAAUUCAUCACCAUCCUGACCACGCGGAGUGCCACCCACCUGAUGCGGGUGUUCCAGGAAUACGAGAAAAUCGCCAACAAGAGCAUCGAGGACAGUAUCAGGAGUGAGACCCACGGCUCGCUGGAGGAGGCCGUGCUGACUGUCGUGAAAUGCACGUGGAACCUGCACAGCUACUUCGCGGAGCGGCUCUACUAUGCCUUGAAGGGUGCAGGGACGCGGGACAGAAAGCUGAUAAGAAACAUCGUUUCAAGGAGCGAGAUUGACUUAAAUCUUAUCAAGAGUCAGUUCAAGAAGAUGUACAGGAAGACCCUCAGCAGCAUGAUUGCGGGAGACACCAGCGGUGACUACAAGAAUGCCCUGCUGACCCUGGUGGGCAGUGACCCCUGAAGGCUCGGAGGAACGGGAGCCAAGGCCAAGAAGCUGGGGACACCAGGGCUGGCUUGGUCCACCUUAGCUGGGGG